UUAUCUUGCAAUUACAGUUAUCUUACGAUCUCUCCUGUCCCUUUGCGAUUGAUUUUUACAAUGACUCCUACUGUCGCACCGUAUGGCACUUGGAAGUCACCGCUGACUGCGGACGCUCUCACCGCCUCGUCCACUACAUAUACCGCUCUGGCAGCAGAUCCAUCUACUAAACAGAUCUACCGACUCGAGUCCCGUCCUUCCGAGGGUGGAAGGAGCGUCGUCGUUUCCUCUUCCCUUGACGAUCUCACGAAGGAGAAAGAUGUUUUUGGCUCUGGGUGGAAUGCUAGGUCCGGGGUUCAUGAGUAUGGGGGCGGCGCGCUCUGGGCAGAGCAAGGCAUAGUGUUCUUCUCAGAUUAUGGAAGUGGUAGGAUCUACACGGUGAAGGAUGGGCAGGUGGAGGCAUUCACUCCCGAAAACAAAAAUUUCCGGUAUGCUGAUUUUCGCCCCUACCCAGACAAUCCCAACAUCCUCGUCUCUGUUAUGGAAGAUCACACGAAGCCCGCACCCGCAGACGUGGUAAACACUAUCGUGCUUCUCCGUCCUGGGGAGGCCCCACAGCCGAUCGCUACUGGAGCAGACUUCUACUCUUCUCCCAGAUGGAGCACCGAUGGGAAAUGGUUAUGCUGGUAUCAGUGGAUGCAUCCUAACAUGCCCUGGGAUGGCGGCCUUCUCAAGCUUGCGCAGGUGUCCUCCUCCCAGUCCAACAUUUCCAUAGAAGAAACUAGGACGAUCGCCGGUGUCGACGGCCAAGUCUCCAUCGCUGAGCCCACGUGGAUAUCUCCAACUACUCUGCUGUUCCAGAGCGAUGUCUCCGGCUUUUGGAACCCCUGGUCGUACGAUGUCACCACGGGAAAAGUAGGCCCGUUGCUUCCUGAGCCCAUUCCUCAAGAGUUUACAGCUCCUCAAUGGACUUUUGGGAUCUCUAACAUCGCAGUGUUGAGCCCCGAUAUAGCGCUCAUUAUAUCAGUCGACCAAGGAAUACAUCGGCUGAAUUUACUCACUCUUUGUCCCGCCCCAAAGUACAAACGCCUUGACGUACCCUUCGUUGCCAUGACCCAGCUCUACCCUAUCUCGGCCACACAAGCUAUCAUGCUCGGAGCGACUGACACCACGCCGCUCUCUUCGAUCCUUCUCACACUCGUGGGUGAACAGGUCAACUAUCAGACAAUUCAAAGUCCGAGCAUUGUGGACUUCCCAACGGAGCUAUUCUCAGGCGCAGAGGCCAAGACUCUCCGGACCCCAGACGGGCCUGUACAUAUAUUGUACUAUCCGCCCAGAAACCCAGAAUAUGUCUCCCCUUCCGGGGAGAGACCCCCUGCUCUCGUUUCAGUCCAUGGUGGUCCGACAGGCGCUGCGCAGCCCGGUUUGAACCUUGGUGUUCAAUUUUUCACAUCCCGUGGAUAUGCAUGGAUCGAUGUCCAGUAUGGUGGCAGUACAGGGUACGGCAAGGCGUACCGAGACCUGCUCAACGGUCAGUGGGGCAUCGUUGACGUCCGCGACUCGGCGGCAUGUGUCUCUGCACUUGCUGACGAGGGACUGAUCGACCGUAAGCGUGUGGGGAUCCGAGGAAGAUCAAGUGGCGGGUUUACAGUGCUGGCUGCGUUGUGUGACUAUUCAGACAUAUAUACAGCGGGCGUCAGCUUGUUUGGGAUCAGCGAUCUGAAGGCAUUGGCAGGCGAGACACAUAAGUUUGAAUCAAGAUAUGGAGAUAAACUGUUAGGCGGUACAGUUGAUGAAACUCAGGAGGUGUUACGCGAUCGGUCGCCCAUCAAUAAGGCAGAGGAUAUCAAGGCACCUCUGUUGCUCUUGCAAGGAUCCAUUGAUCCAGUUGUCCCACCAAAGCAGGCUGAGCUAAUUCUAAGGAAAGUACAAGAACGUGGUGGCGUGGUGGACAUGGUGGUGUUUGAUGGCGAAGGCCACGGUUGGAGGAAAGCAGAAACCAUGAAAGAAGCUGCGGAACGAGAGCUAAACUGGUACGAGCAAGUCUGGGGGUUGAAGCCGUGACUGCAGUCUGUACAGAACCCAUCCUCCUAAAGACAAUCUGAAAUCUACAGUUCUGGGAUGAUCACUUCGACAACAGCGGACUUGCCGCAUUGCACAGCAGCCACAGCCUUCUUGAAAGUCGCACCGAGUAGUUCAUUUUGAUAAACUCUAGCAACAAGCACGUGAUCGCCACCGCCGCUGGCAGCCCGGGCAAUCUCGCCGUACUGUGACUGAGGCUUGCCGAAGCUAACGCCCAUUUCUUCGCCCGAAAUACGGGAGGCAAAGCCGAAAGGGUGGACAGCGAGGGCAGACAUUUUUGGAGCCCUCCAACCACCAUUGCAGAGAAUGACAGUGAGGAAAUUUAUCCCAUAUCGCGACGCCAUUGCGUGUACCGUAGACGGUACCGAGAACAUAUACGACCCAUCCCCAGUGACACAACAAAUCAAGGGCUUAUUUCCAUGUUCGGCCUCUGCCAGCGUUAGACCGGCUUCGAUUGCGAGACCGACGCCAACGGCAGCACCGCCAUGCCAGCCCAGAGACGAUGCUCCAGAUGUCAGGUAUUGUCCUGGCUUUGGUGCGAGGAGAUCCACCGUCACAGCAUAAUUGGUAAUAGUUUCGCACAGCAUGAGGGUAUUGGCAGGGAGCGCACUCUUCAAAUUCGCAAGAAGGGCGGGGACGCUCGCGGUAUUCGGAACUACAGAAGGUUGUCGUACUAUAUUCGCCAGGCGAUCGAGCCGAUCCUGACGAGCUGCUUUGGCAGCCACCAGGCGGUCGUUGACCCUGCUGGCUACUUGUGGUGUGAUAUUAACUGCGGAUCUGAUUUGGCGAAGAGCUUCUUUCGCAGAGGCGCUGUAACGAAACCGAGCGGGAAUGUAGAAUAGCGGCAUGGCAGUCUUCAAUGGGUCAACAUCGAUAUGUAUGAUAGUAGCAUUUGGACUCGGCCUGUUCUCGUGGGGAACCCAUGGCACAUCAGAGUCGAUCACAAGGAUCACAUCGGCGUCCGCCAGGAGUUUGUUCUGUCCUUGACCACUCCAGUGCACACCAGCAUAAAGGUCAUGUUCAGGUGGGAAGUUCGCGAUGAAGGGGGUCGCCUCAAUGACUGUUAUAGAAAGUGUUUCGGCCAGCUUGACCAACUCUGGUACCGCUUCGAUAUCACGCCCGAGU
Molecule: messenger RNA, 3147 nt
Organism: Dacryopinax primogenitus
Lineage: Eukaryota; Fungi; Basidiomycota; Dacrymycetes; Dacrymycetales; Dacrymycetaceae
Product: alpha/beta-hydrolase
Exons: 10
Coding region: 61-2004 (647 amino acids)
Biological process (GO): proteolysis
Molecular function (GO): serine-type peptidase activity
Source: RefSeq, a predicted model, not a curated record